This is a messenger RNA of Phycodurus eques (leafy seadragon), 3751 nucleotides long. RefSeq names its product dishevelled segment polarity protein 2 (gene dvl2). NCBI's taxonomy places the organism in Eukaryota, Metazoa, Chordata, Actinopteri, Syngnathiformes, Syngnathidae. The transcript has 16 exons. Gene Ontology annotation, biological process: intracellular signal transduction; canonical Wnt signaling pathway. Gene Ontology annotation, molecular function: frizzled binding. The record is from RefSeq and is a predicted model, not a curated record. Bases 875 to 3175 code for a protein of 766 amino acids. Gene Ontology annotation, cellular component: cytosol.
CGAGGUCGAGCUGUGGGAUGGGAGGUCACCGAGUUCAAAUGACCGAGGGACGCAGGAUGGAGGCCAGCAGGUGGAUCAUCUCUGGAUUUAUGCGCAUUGAGAAAGGACGUGUGGACCCGAGCACCACCCCAGGGGAACCUCUGGGCGGUGACUAUGCCCUUCAGCUACCGGAAAUACAAGCAGUACAAUUGCACACUCGACUCAGGCCCACCUCAACCUCUGAACAUAUCAAAAGGACACCCCCAAUAUUACGGAUUUUGUGCACGUUAAACCUCGGAGAAUGUUGGCGAUGAACACUUAUGCCUACUAGGCUACUGUAUGAGAGCCACUGUACUAUUACAAUGAAUGAAAUCACUACUUGAUAAGAAGAAAUGAAUUUAUUUGAUUAAUUAAAAAAAAAAAAAAAAGUUCGAACGUGCCUGGGAAAAUGGACUGUACGUGAUGGCGUCACACGCUGCGUUGGCUCGCAAAAAAAAAAAAAAAAAAAAAAAAAAACUUUUUCGGGCCGCCCCCCCCCCCUUCCUUCCCCCGGUGUGUUUUUGUUGGGGGGGCGGCGGGGGUAAGUUGGUCCGAGUUUGGUUCGCGUAAAUGUGGCCUUUCCUUCGCGAUUGUAGUUAAAAUGUGAGUGUGGCUCUUUAUCUUAGCCGAAAGAGCGACGGGCCGUUUGUUUUUUUUUUUGUUUUUUUUGACGAGGUGGGCUUCGAGCGAAGGCAGGGGGAAGGAAAAAAAGAAAAAAAAAAACGAAAUCUCAGAGGCCACCGACCAUCGUUUCACCUCUGCCGUCUCGUUAGCCGCCUAGCCUGCUAGCUGACUCCACUUUUGUCGGCUUCGGCGAGGACCAACAACAACAAGAAGAAGAAAAACAGCCGCGGACAUGGCGGAAACCAAAAUAAUCUAUCACAUCGAUGAAGAGGAGACGCCGUAUUUGGUGAAGAUACCCAUCGGCGCCGAAAGUAUCACUCUGCUGGAUUUCAAGCAAGUCUUGAACAAGCCCAACUACAAGUUCUUCUUCAAAUCUAUGGACCAAGACUUUGGGGUCGUGAAGGAAGAGAUUUCGGAUGACGGCGCCAAAUUGCCGUGCUUCAAUGGUCGUGUGGUGUCCUGGCUGGUGUCUUCUGAUGCUCCAGCGCCAGAGCCUGCCGCCCCAGCGGCGCUCCCCCCCGCGGAGACGUCCGCCCAGCCUUCGCCCCCUCCGCCGCCCCUGCCGCCCCCGCCUGCAGAGAGGACCGGCGGCAUUGGAGACUCCAGACCGCCCUCCUUCCAUCCCAACGCGACGGGCAGCGUGGAGACUUUGGACGAGCAGACCGAAACGGAGUCUGUUGUUUCCUUCAGGAGAGAGAGACCUCGGCACAGGGAGAGCGCGGAGCAGCACGGGCCUCGCAUGAACGGCCAGAGUCGCCUGGAGCGGCACUUGGCAGGCUACGAGAGCUCCAGCACGAUGAUGAGCAGCGAGCUGGAAACCACCAGCUUCUGCGACUCCGAGGACGACGACACCAUGAGCAGGUUCAGCAGCGCGACAGAACAGAGCACGGCCUCGAGACUCUUGAAACGGCAUCGACGACGCAGGAAACAGCGCCCGCCUCGCUUGGAGAGGGCUUCUUCCUUCAGCAGUGUGACAGAUUCCACAAUGUCCUUGAACAUCAUCACUGUCACCCUGAACAUGGAGAAGUACAACUUCCUGGGCAUCAGCAUUGUGGGCCAAAGCAACGAAAGGGGCGACGGCGGCAUCUACAUCGGCUCCAUCAUGAAGGGCGGCGCCGUGGCCGCGGACGGACGCAUCGAACCUGGUGACAUGCUGUUGCAGGUCAACGACAUCAACUUUGAGAAUAUGAGCAACGACGACGCCGUGCGAGUGCUGAGGGAGAUUGUGCACAAGCCGGGGCCCAUCAUCCUCACUGUGGCCAAGUGCUGGGACCCCUCCCCGCAAGGUUACUUCACUCUGCCGCGGAACGAACCCAUCCGGCCAAUUGACCCAGCAGCAUGGGUCAGCCACUCGGUAGCCAUGACUGGCGCCUACCCGGCCUUCCCGGGCAGCUCGUCCCUCAGCACCAUCACCUCCUCCUCCUCCGUCACAGAGACCGAGCGAUUCGACGACUUCAAUUUGUCGCUGCACUCUGACAUGGCGUCCGUCGCCAAGGCCAUGGCCUCGCCGGAGUCGGGGCUGGAAGUACGGGACCGCAUGUGGCUCAAAAUCACCAUCCCCAACGCGUUCCUCGGCUCGGACGUGGUGGAGUGGCUCUUCCACCACAUCGAGGGAUUCCAGGACCGCCGUGAAGCCAGGAAGUAUGCCAGCAAUCUGCUGAAGGCCGGCUUCAUUCGUCACACGGUCAACAAGAUCACCUUCUCGGAACAAUGCUAUUAUGUCUUCGGGGACUUAAGUGACUGUGAGAAUUAUAUGGCCAACCUGUCCCUGAACGACAACGACGGCUCCAGCGGGGCGUCAGACCAGGACACCUUGGCGCCGCUGCCCCUGCCCGGGGCGUCGCCGUGGCCCAUGAUGCACACGUUCCCCUAUCAGCCCUACGCCGCCCACCCUUACUCCAGCCAGCCGCCCCCGUACCACGAGCUCACCAGCUACAGCUACACCCCCGGAAGCACCGGCAGCCAGCACAGCGAAGGGAGCCGAAGCAGCGGCUCGACGCGGAGCGAAGGCGAGCGGCGGCGCGGCGGAAAAGGGUCCGGCAGCACGGUGGGCGGCGGGGAGAAGUCUCCGUGCGGGGGAGACGGCGGCGGGGGCGACUCGCGCUCCGGCAGCGGCAGCGAAUCGGAAUACUCCACCCGCAGCAGCUUGAGGCGGGGCCACGGCUCGGCCGCUCCCAGCGAGCACAGCCACGCCUCGUCCCAGCGCUCGCAUCAUCACCGCAUGCCGCAGCCCCCCCACAUGUCGCCCUACCCCCCGGGCAUACUGCCUUACAACCCCAUGAUGGUGAUGAUGGUACCCCAGCACCCGCACCCGGCCAUGGCGGGCGCUCACGCCCUUCCGCACGCCCAGCAGCUCCCCGCGGCCCCCGCCCACCCGACUCUGCCGCCGCCCCUCUCUUCGGCUUCCGCCGGACCCCCCGGCGCGCCGCCCACCCGCGACUUGGGCUCCGUGCCCCCCGAGCUGACCGCGUCCCGCCAGUCCUUCCACCUGGCCAUGGGCAACCCCAGCGAGUUCUUCGUGGACGUCAUGUAGUCGUCACGGCGACGGCAGACCGCCCGCGCGACGCUCCCGCUGGUUUUGGCGCUCGUUCGUUGGGCUCCUCGCGAGGGCCGAUUGGAUCGAGGGCACUUGUAAUGAAUUUGGUGAGAACAGGGUUACGUAUUGACAAAAUAAGAUGUUCAACCAGUGAAUGUGCAAGUUAAGAUAGUAGUCUCAUCUGAUUCAGUCCGACUCCAGUUCUGGAACGUAUCAACCUUAGCGCGCCUUUUCGGGACGUUGCUCAAUGCCUCUUUGUCCCGUCGUUUUUCAAACACCAAGGCAAUCCAGAACGUGCGCAAAUCUCUUGAACACUAAAGGUUACAAAGUUCCGCACGAAGGAUCAGAUCCUUUCGGGACGCCGUUUUUGAGUGCCGUACUUGGUGCGUUGGUAUGAACGCUCCAGGCGGGUACGUGGCGUCACUCUUCGAAAGAUUGGUUUUUAUACGGCAUUGUUUGACAAUGAAACGCGUACGCGUCUUCCUCCGUUUCAACACGCGACACCGAGCUCUAGCGCAAAAGGUAAAAAAAAAAAAUACAAAAAAUAGCUCGGCAACUUUUGUGUUGUUGUCA